This is a messenger RNA of Branchiostoma floridae (Florida lancelet), 1289 nucleotides long. Its product is annotated as juvenile hormone acid O-methyltransferase-like. The transcript has 3 exons. Bases 232 to 1029 code for a protein of 265 amino acids. The record is from RefSeq and is a predicted model, not a curated record. NCBI's taxonomy places the organism in Eukaryota, Metazoa, Chordata, Leptocardii, Amphioxiformes, Branchiostomatidae.
UAGUGACGGGUGAUACCUCUAGCGUAGCCCAGCUCAGACCCAUUAUUUAGGCGCGAAACGUAAUAGUGCAAAAUUCGAUCUGCCCAGGUCUUCCCGCCAACGUAAGACAUCACGCAGCACGUUCUCACUGUACAUCAAAGGCACUCGGGCAAGGUGGGAGAGGAGAGGAGACGGUGGCAGAACGAACAUCUCAUAUCAGUCUCAAAAUACGGGAUAUCAGAUAGAGGAGACAUGAAUCCGGAUUCGUCCGGCGGUGGGUACACGAAGGCCCGCUCGAUGCAGCACCGGGACGCGCUCCUGCUGCUCGGGCAGCACCUGGCCUGGCGGGACGGGGACGUCGUGCUUGACGUUGGCUGUGGAACAGGGGAGAUAGCAAGACACAUCGCAGAUCGGAAGGAGGUCGCGACAGUGGUGGGGCUGGACAUUUCCAAGGACAUGGUCAACUUUGCCACCUCCAGCAACACGGCGGAGAAAGCCUCUUUCCACGUGCUGGAUAUCCAGGACGAGUCUGGCAUCAGGGAGGACUGGCGGGGGAAGUUUACAAAGGCCGUCAGCUUUCACACUGUGCACUGGAUACCGAACAAGGAAAGGUUUCUGGCGAAUGUUCACAUGUGUUUGGAGAAAGGUGGGGAACUCCUCUUCAACUUGUUCGCAGGGGUCCCAGCGAUCAAGGUGGCGCGUGACAUCAAACACCACCCCAAGUGGCGGGAAUAUCUGACGGACUACGCGCUGCAGUUAUACGAGUGGCCAAAAGGGGACGUUGCUGGCAUGUCACACCUGCUGGAGGAGUGCGGCUUCGAGGUGGUGACGUGCGAGGUUCACACUCUCACCUUCAAGCUCGAUUCCUUGGAAAAAGAAAAGGCUUUCUCUCGCCCACUUCUAGGACAUCUACAGUACAUUCCCGAGGAAAAGCAGGACGACUUUCUGGAGGAUGCCAUCAGUAUGGCUCGUGAGUUGUACCAGAAAGACGAAGAGGGACGAGUUGCUUGGGAGAUGCCUCAAAUCGUGGUGCACGCGCGGAAGUUGUAGGCGUCUUUUGGGCGAGUGUCCUGCGGUUAGGUUUCGUUAGGUAGUCACACUACCUAAAAAAACAAACUCGUGCAACCUACAGAUAUCGCUAUUCCUCAAAGGAAGACUUCUGGCGAGAUGCUCAUGAUGAAGAUUCAACACACCGCUUAUCAUAAUAAGCGCAUUCAUACUUAUCAAAUGUAUCAAAGCCCAUACCGCCAAGUUGCCUUUAACAUGUACUGUUAUUAAGACCUACGAUCACAGCAAAGACUCAUCUCAAA